CUAUGGACUCUUUUCCCUAUCCCACAAUGCAGUGCCCAGGGCCUCAGUAAGCUUUCAGCGGGUCCAAGCACUGUGGUCUCUGGUCAUCUCCUGUACUAUGUGCGCAGUCUCUGGUCAUCUCCUGUCAUCUGUACUAUGUGCGCAGUCUCUGGUCAUCUCCUGUACUAUGUGCGCAGUCUCUGGUCAUCUCCUGUACUAUGUGCGCAGUCUCUGGUCAUCUCCUGUACUGUGUCGGCAGUCUCUGGUCAUCUCCUGUACUGUGUCCGCAGUCUCUGGUCAUCUCCUGUACUGUGUCCGCAGUCUCUGGUCAUCUCCUGUACUGUGUCCGCAGUCUCUGGUCAUCUCCUGUACUAUGUGCGCAGUCUCUGGUCAUCUCCUGUACUAUGUGCGCGGUCUCUGGUCAUCUCCUGUACUAUGUCCGCGUCUCUGGUCAUCUCCUGUACUAUGUCCGCAGUCUCUGGUCAUCUCCUGUACUAUGUCCGCAGUCUCUGGUCAUCUCCUGUACUAUGUCCGCAGUCUCUGGUCAUCUCC
Staurois parvus is the source of this 531-nucleotide messenger RNA. The record is from the annotation of a GenBank genome assembly. Lineage: Eukaryota; Metazoa; Chordata; Amphibia; Anura; Ranidae.